AUGUUGUGUGGAGAAAUAAUUAGAUCCCCAAAUCGAAGUCCGUACACUACGUUGUUGUCGUCACUAUACCCGAUGAUGACUGCUACCGUUGCUGAAGAUGACAAUUUACUCGGUAAAUAUUAAUAACAAUUUAUGUUUUAAUUUUACUUGCGUUAUGUUCACAUAAUAUUUUACUCCAUCAAAUAUAUCGACGUUUAGUGUAAAAUAUGAAUUUAUCUAUGCGUAUUUUAAUUAUUGUAUUAUCUACACACCUAUCUAUACCUAUUGGAAUUAAUAAAAACAACAUUCUAAAUACCUCCGUUGCCUGUGUAUUUUUAAAAAAUACAGUGAUUAUGAUUUAAUAUGUUAAUUUCAUAAAUUAAUAGCAAAUGGAAAUAAUAUCUAUUGUAGAUACUAGAUAGGUAUUUAAAUAGAUAACAGUUUAUUUUUCACCAAGUCAAUAAAACUAUAUAAAACAUAUAAUAACCCCCCAUCCCUACCGGUGAGAAUAAUGAAUUUCUAGUCGGCAAUUUUACAUUUAUAGAAAAAUAAAUAAAAUCAUUUUAGCUUUGUAGUAAGUUAGGUUAGAUUAGUAUUAUAGUAAAAAGGUCGAUAAGCAAAAAAAAAGGUCAUCGGCCAAAAAUUCGUCAAAUUUGUAUGUGUACAACUCUUCCCUCAAUAAUUUCUAACACCGGCCUUGGCGCCUAUAGUUAUAAUUUAUUAUGAAACAAAUAUGUCAUUUGAAUAAUAAACUGAAAUUUUAAAAAAUUCCGAGUAACAUUUCUUUCACAGUGGUUUCAACAAUAAUUACGGUUAGGUAAACGAUUAAUAAGAAGGAAAUGUAUAUUAACCUUGGAUAGUGGGGCAGAUGCACAGCGAUUGUAAUAUUACGAAUAAUGGUGAUGGUCGGAGGAAAAUACCUAUACGUAUAAAGUUACUAUUUAGUCACGAUCUUAAAAUAGUAGGUAAUAUUUUAUUUAGUUUACAUAAUAUAUGUCCAAUCAUAUUAGUAGUAACAGAGAUAAUAGGUACUUGUGUUAGUCAUGUUUAAGAGGACCCGAAUUUAUCUUUUUACAUAUUUGCUAGUGGACGUCAUACCCACACUUAUUACCAUUUCCACUAUCCAAUGGUCAAUGAAUAUUGAAACUAUGAGACGUAAAACUUGAAUUUGUAUGGCUUUUAGUAGAUUAAAAUAUUAAAUUAGGAAUUUUAAAUACUGCAGAUGACUUAAUUUUAAUAGAAGAAUAUUUUAUAAGGGUUUCACGUAAGUGAUAAGUAUAAGUGUGAUAAUCCAACGAAAAAAAAUUAAAAAACCCCAAACCACGCUGACAAUUGAUUACAUUUCAAUAUUAUGUGUGUAUUAUAUUUAUAUAUAAAUAUAGGUACGCGAAUAAUAUGCCUACGAAUAGUACGCGAACGUUGAUGAUAGGUAUAUUCCCCAAUCCUUCAGAUUUGGUCAUUAAACUCUAAAUGUAACCUAAAUUUAAAUUCUGAAUAACACACAGAGACAGUAGGUAUCUAAAUAAUGAAGAAACGGAAUGAUAUCUUUUUAAAAAAAUGAACACGAAUUUUAACAAUUAAUUGUCAACAUAUAAUACGAAUAGCAAAUAGAGCAUUCAAAUUUUAAAAAUAAAGUUUUCAAAAUAAAUUUGUGAAAAGUGUUUUUUCCGUAAUUGUAGGCUGCUUUAUUAUAAUCUAUAUUAGAUGGAUAUAAUUCUCUAAAUGAAAUGUUUUUCUCAUUAUAAUAUCCAUACUUGCAGAUUGUUUUAUUAUGUUAUACAAACAAAUAUUACCAUAUUAUAAGGAGAUAUAUUAUAGGUGCAACGUACAUUUUUUAGUUAAAACAAUGGCUUGGUAGUAUUUAAAAAAUAACAUUUGUUUUUCGUAAAACUGCACAUUAUAUAGCUAGUAUUAUUUAUCCGGGACUAUCCCGUAUAUCGAUUUUUAUAUUCGAGCGUUUAUGAGUCAUCGCCUCUACUUUUCACCAACGAGUCGGUCUUGUUUACUAUGCGCAUGAUUACUGCACAACUAAAUACGUUUUCUUUAUUUAGUUAGUAUACUAUAAACAUUAUGAACAGUAGAACUUACUAUGUGUUUAUCAAUGGGCCAUUGUCAGAUAAAUGUGGGUAUGUAUUUUAUUUUUAGUUUUAGUUUUUAUCUCUAUAUGUAUCUACAGUGUAUAAUUAUUAAAAAUGCACAACGAUUAUUUAUUGAAAAUAACUUCACAAAUAUUAUUCUUGAAAUUUUUAAGCUGGAUUGAUCACAAAGUAUGAAAACCUUUUGAGACGAAUAGAUAUUUUGCUGUUUAUUCCUACAUAAUAUUAAAUAGGACAUACACAUGUUAUAAAAACAUAUAAAUAGGUGACCUAGGCAUAGAUGUAUGAAUAUAGCUAGGUAGGUAAAUAUAUAUGUAUCCAUCUAAUAUAACAUGAUUGUAUCUCGGGCCGGUUCGGAACUCGGGAGGGGCGAACCCCACACCCCACGACCACCUAAAUAUGGCCACAAAUAUUUUACAUUUAGGUUCUGAAAAGAUUAUCCAAAAAUACUAAAAAUAAGGUUAUAACGAUAAUACCUACGUAUUACCUACGUCAUUAAAAAACAUAUAUCUACCGUUUAAAUUAAUAAAUGUACAAUAAAUAUAAAGUUAAACUACAUUUUUUUAAAACAACAUAAUAUACGAAAAUGACAACACUUCCAAAAAACAAGGCUUGUGCUUGGGGUGAGUGAGUUCAAUAAGUCGAUAAUUGUAACUUAUAGACAAUAGUGAAAGAAUAACUACAUACUAAUUGAAUCAAGCAAAAAACGAAUCAAUAAAAAUGAUUUAAAUCUAAGGUAUACAAAUAGUUAAAUAGUAUUGAUUUUUUUUUUUAAAUUAAGUGAUACCUAUAUUUAACUUUCUACAUACACCAAUUUCUAUAUAAACCGUAUUGGAUUUCCCAAUUUUUUUAUUAACUUUUAUACAAUUUAAAUUACUUAAAGAUACUUACUUAAAGCUUUUAAGUGUGUAUUGUAUACAUGAUGCGGUUUAAAUAUGGCCACAUCAGUUUUAAAUAAAUUUAAAAUAAUUAUUUAUUUUAUAAUAAAGGGCUUUUAAAUGUAAUACUAUGAAAUCACAAAGCAGAUUAAAUGUCGGAUACAAUCUAGGCUUUUAUAAAAUUACUUUUACUAACCAACGCAGUGUAGUCUCUAUACCCAUGAGAUGAGUAUUAUAUAUUCCGUCCCACACUUCUAUACCAUACCUAGUUAUUGACUGUACAAGUGAAAAAUAAUCCAUUUUUAAUACUGAAAGAAUUGCCGAAAGCUUACAAAUUAAGACGGUUAUAUUAUGUUGUAUAUGAUUUGAACAUUUAAAUUUUUAUCAAGUGAAUACGACGAUGAUAAUUCCCCAUUUCCCCAAAAUCUCCUGGUUUAUACUGAAAUAAUUAACGAUUUUUGUGCAUUUGUGGAAAUAAACCUUUUAUAAAACUUGCUAUAUUAUACUGAUAUCAAAGGGAAUGAUUGCAUAAAAACUGAAAUUAAAAUUAUAUGCUUCUAUACAGACCCCGAUCCAAACCUUUUAAAAUCUAAAAAAAUAAAAUAAAUUUACAAAAAAAAGAAUUUUAUGUAAUAGUGUGUAUAAAUUAUCGGUUCGAUUUUACUACGAUUAAUAAUUAUUUUUAUAAGUGAAUGUGGGAAAAUUUCCACAGUUUAUUUUUUGUGGAGUACUUAGAACAUUUCCCUAUAUUUUAUAAAACAAUUUUGAUUAUGAAAUUAUUAUUUUUCUGUUUAUGUCUGAUUUUGACUUUACGUGCAUUAAAAUAAAAAAAAAUUAAUUACUAAAUAUUUCCAUACACAUAAUUAUAAACAAUUAAUCACAAUUUUCUAGAAAACCGAUUGGAAUUUUAGUAAGGAAAGUAUCAUUGAAAUUUAAAAUUGUGUCCGAAAUAUUCGCUUUCAAAAUUGUACUAGGGAAAAAAUUUGUGAUUCCGAAAAUAAAGGGGGAGGACAUUUUCCAUUUACCAUUAUAAGAAAGUAUCUAUAUCUAUUUGCAAACAAUAUUUGUGUAAAUCUGUAAAGUUUAUAAUAUGUGUAAAUAUUAGAUAAAUAUUAUGUGUAAUUUUAGAGAACGGCCGUCUGAGUUACGAGAAUCCAAACUAUCAUCUUGCUGGAACGGGUCACUUAGCUUUAGACGACGCAUUGAACUCAAACCUAACAUCAGCUACCGAUUCUCCUGGGUUUAAUCUGACCGAUGACUGCAUACUGUAUUCAGAGUAUUUAUGUCGUGAAUUUGACACAGUGUGCAACAUCAACACAGAAAAUAUUAACAGAAAACGUUACAAAUCAUUAGAUCUAGGAUCAAUGGGCGUGGACGUGUUGCAGGGACAAACUGGGAAGACUUGGUAAUGGAAAUGUUUAUAAAUAGUACUAUUUACUAUCAAUAACAGUAGUUACCUAAUAUUAUUAUAGUAGUUAUAAAGUUAACUAUAUGGUUGGUUGAUUUUUUUUUUAAUUGAAACUAAUAUAUUUUCAGGAACAAAAAUGUGAACUGUAAUGUGACAAGAGAUACAAAUAUUACAAAUCAACAUGACUUGACAAAUGUUACCAACCAAAAUCAUCAAAUGCAAGUAACAUAUGUAAAACCGGAUUUAAUUGAAGAGUCUGAACAAACAAAAUGCAAAGGUGGAAAGUAAGUUAAUUUUUUUCAAUAUACUAUAGGUAUCUUACAAUAAUAGUAUCCAAUUGUAAUUUAACUCAACCACAUCAAUUUUAGUAUUAACGAGAAACGUACCCCUCCAAAUACACUUUCUUUAAACAAACAAAAUGAUUCAUCUAAUAUUAAUAAAGAAAUACAACAUAUACAAGGUGAUUUGAAUAACGAUUUAUAUGCAUUACCAAUAAAAAGUAAUUCAAAUGAAUACACAAGUGAAUUGCCAGCUGGAUGGGAAAAACAUGAAGGUACAAAUAAUCUUAAUUUUUUGGCUUUUAAAAUUAUUAAAAAAAUUAAAUUUUAGAUAAUGAUGGCCCUUAUUAUUGGCAUAUUAAAAGUGGAACAAUUCAAAGGGAACCACCAGAGUACAGUGGUAAAAAUGAGCCUAAAACACCAUUAGUCAAAGAUGCAGAAUCGGUAAUGUCUAAAAACUAAUACCUACAAGUCUUACCAUACUAACUUUUUAUUUCAUCCACAUUUACUUACAUCAUUAAAUUUGUUAAAUUAUUUACAUAUUUUUGAAUUAUAAUUUGUUUGAUUAUUUUGAUUAAAAUAAAUAGGUUUUAUUGGAAUAACUUUUUUAACAAUUUAAUUUAAUUAAACUAACAGGUGACAACAAUACAAUUUUAAAGUUAUGAAUCUAUUUUAUAUGGUAUGAUUUUAAAUUAAUAAUACAUUUUAUUAAUAUAAUAUUAAUAUAAUAUAAUUAAUAUAAUUUUAUUAUUUACCUGUCUAAUUUUAUCUAUUGUAUAUAAAGGUUUCUAAAUAGUUAUAUUUAUAAUAAUUAAUAUUUAAAAAAAAAAAACCUACAAUAAUUUUUCAUAUUUGUUCAAGGUAUUGAACAGUUUUCAAAACAAUACUGGAGGUUUAGUGAGUUCAGUGACUAGAAGUACAACAAGUUCAGCUCUUGAAAAUUUGUGCUACCAAAAGAAUAGAAAAGAAGAUAUGGCUUAUAAGUAAGAUUUAUUUAUACAAUUAUAUAAAUGCUAUUUUAACCAAACUGUAUUAUACUGUAUUGUUAUGUUCUAGACGAAGAAGUUAUCCAGCUCGAAUUGAAAAUGAAAAUAAAGGUAUACGAUUUGCUGUUCGUUCUUUGGGAUGGGUAGAAAUUUGUGAAGAUGAUCUGACACCAGAAAGAAGCAGUAAAGCUGUAAAUAAAUGUAUUGUUGAUUUAUCACUUGGACGUAAUGACUUUAUUGAUAAUGUUGGACGAUGGGGAGAUGUAAGAAUUUACAAAUACAUAGUAUAAAUAAUCAAUUUUUAAAAACUUUACCCUUCCUAAUGCGAUACUGAUAUUUCAGGGAAAAGAUCUUUUUAUGGAUUUGGAUGAAGGUGCAUUAAAGUUAAUAGAUCCAGAGAAUCUUACUGUAUUGAAUACUCAACCUAUACAUACAAUUAGAGUAUGGGGUGUUGGGCGAGACAAUGGCAGGUUUGUUAGCUAUUGGUAUUGUUUAUAUUGUUGUAUUAAUAAUUAAUAAUAAUGUAUUGUUUUUUUUUUCCAAUGCUUUACUUCCAGGGAGAGGUAGUAUUUAUACAAUUAUUGUUUAAUAAGAAACACAAUUUUAUAAUGCAUUUGAAAAAUAAUAAAUUACAUUUAAUAAUUUACUACACUAGAUAAAUUAAACUAACAAUAUUAUUUCUCAGAGAUUUUGCAUACGUAGCUCGUGAUAGAAUAACCCGCCGACACAUGUGCCAUGUGUUCAGAUGUGAUAUGCCUGCUCGUACAAUAGCCAAUACGCUUAGGGAUAUUUGUAAAAAAAUUAUGAUUGAGCGUAGUCUCCAGCAAAAUGUUUCUAGAUCUACAGAUAUAAGUAUUAAUAGAUAUUGAUAUUUUCUGUAAAUUAUGAUUAAUUAAUUUUAUUUUUUAGAUACUGCAACAAAAAUGAAUCAGCCUGUUAGACCUACAAAUCUUCCAUUGGAAUAUCGCAAACGUAGAAAUUAUCGAAAUAGUUACUCUGCAACUAGUAAUCUGGGUAUAUAUCAUAAAUCAGAAUUUAGGCAUUUCAAUUUAGAAAUAAAUGAUUUAACCAUUGUUUUGUAUUGAGUAUUGUUACUGAUAAACGCACAUAUUUACCCACUAUAAUAAUUUAAUCGUUUUUAUGGAUUUUUGGUUUAAUGUGGUAUUAUGAUAUAAUAUCUUUCAUAAGUACUUUUUUUAAAGUUAUUUAAUUACUUAUAUAUAAUGUGUAAUAUUAUUUUCAUAGCUCAACCGUUUCCUACACCAAUGGAAGAACCACGUAAAGUUAUUCGGGCUACUUAUUUGGGCUCAAUUGAAGUGUCCAAGGCGUCUGGAAUGGAUGUACUUAAUGAUGCGAUUAUUGCUUUGGAAAAUUCACCUACUUCCAUACCCCAAACAGUUACAGUAGCAGUUGCACCUUCAAUGAUUACCAUUCAACAAGCUACUGUAAUUAAAUAUAUUUUUAAAAAAAACUAGUGAGCAGCAGAGCUCUGUUACUAUAAUCAAAAUUUCCCCCAGUUAUCUUGAUACCUUUAUUUAAUUUAGGUAUGUAGUCUGUAGAGGUGUCUAGACCAUGUUAUUUCCUAUAACAUGAAAUUUGGGGAUACAAAUGUGGGGACAGAAGUUAAGAGUUGAAACUUUCAAAAUCUACAUCCUUGUCACUAACCUAAUAUAUGUUAUUCCACAUUUAAUCCUUCUAAUUUUAAUAGGAGGGAGGGUUCUGUAAAGCUGAGUAAAACUUAAAAAAAACAGUCCUGCAAUAUUCUUACUCAGAUUAAAUACUUAAAAACUAGUUCAACUGAACUUUUAAAAAAUCAGUUAAAUCCAUCUGUAAAUAAACUCAAAUAAUUCUCUAGUUUAAAAUCAUUUGGUCCAAACUACCAGAAGUGUUCAUAAGUAGUAGGUAAAAAAAAUACAUUUGUGUAUAUAUCGAGGAAUAUAAUAUAACACAAUAAAGUGCAGUAAUCUUUAUUUUCGGGGAAAAUUUAAUAAAAUUAACUAUAGUUUUGUAUAUAUUUUGUUUGUUUUCAGGAUGAAGGAGAUCAAGUGGUAGAAUGUCGUGUGAGGUACUUAUCAUUUUUGGGAAUAGGCAAAAAUGUAAAACAAUGUGCUUUUAUUAUGCAUACCACUCAAGAUCUGUUCAUCGCACAUGUAUUUGAGUGUGAACCAUCUGCUGGAACACUCUGUAAAACUAUUGAAGCUGCAUGCAAAGUAUGUCAAUCUUAAAAAUGAUUAAUGCAAAAAAAUAGUUAUAAUUAUUAUUUUUUAUAGCUAAGAUAUCAGAAAUGCUUAGAUGCACAUCCACAAGGUCUGAAUCCAAGUAUGUCUUUGAGUCACAAUAUUAAUAGUCCAAAUUUAAAUGGCAUAUCAAGAAAAGGUAUCAGUUCUACAUUGAAAUCACUAGUGGGCACCAUUACUGGUCGUAAAAUGAAAUUAACCCAAUCCUGA
This is a messenger RNA of Cinara cedri, 8072 nucleotides long. The record is from the annotation of a GenBank genome assembly. NCBI's taxonomy places the organism in Eukaryota, Metazoa, Arthropoda, Insecta, Hemiptera, Aphididae.